Messenger RNA from Dracunculus medinensis (Guinea worm), 1887 nucleotides. The record is from the annotation of a GenBank genome assembly. NCBI's taxonomy places the organism in Eukaryota, Metazoa, Nematoda, Chromadorea, Rhabditida, Dracunculidae.
CUUAAAAUGGUGACGCAUAAACUCAACCAUAUUCCUAUACUGAAGGGCGAUUUUAUGUCGCUUCCGCCUAAAGUUCAACGUUUUAUCGCGGAAAAAGCGGAACUCAUGAACCCACGUGCAAUUUUUAUUUGUGAUGGAUCGCAACGUGAAGCGCAAGAGCUUAUUGAUAAAUGCGUCGAACGUGGUGUUUUGUCACCUCUGAAGGCUUAUGAAAAUUGUUAUAUUUGCCGGACUGAUCCGCGUGAUGUCGCUCGUGUAGAAUCGAAAACAUUCAUGAUCACGCCAAAUAAAUACGAUUCAGUGUGUCAUAUACCUGAGGGGGUGAAAUCAAUUAUGGGACAGUGGAUGUCACCGGAUGAUUUUGGUAAAGAAUUGGAUGAUCGUUUUCCUGGUUGCAUGGCCGGUCGUACGAUGUAUGUUGUUCCAUUUUCAAUGGGACCGAUUGGAGGACCUCUUUCAAAGAUCGGUAUUGAGCUUACUGAUUCAAACUACGUUGUUCUAAGUAUGCGUAUUAUGACUCGUAUGGGUGAAAAAGUUAUGAAGCAGUUACAUGAUGGUAGCGACUUUGUACGUUGCAUUCAUUCUGUUGGUCUUCCUCGACCAGUCACAACGAAAGUCGUAAAUCAUUGGCCAUGCAAUCCGGAUAAAGUCCUCAUUUCUCAUCGUCCUGCAGAGCGAGAAAUUUGGUCCUUUGGUUCUGGAUAUGGUGGAAAUUCACUUCUAGGCAAAAAGUGUUUUGCUCUUCGUAUUGCCAUGAAUAUUGGUUAUGAUGAAGGAUGGAUGGCUGAACAUAUGCUUAUAAUGGGUAUCACACCUCCUGGAGGCGAAGAAAAAUUCAUUGCGGCUGCUUUUCCAUCUGCUUGUGGCAAGACUAAUUUGGCUAUGCUUCAACCUUCACUUCCUGGCUGGAAAAUCCAGGUCAUUGGAGAUGAUAUUGCUUGGAUGAAGUUCGGAGCCGAUGGAAAAUUAUAUGCGAUCAAUCCGGAAUAUGGCUUUUUUGGUGUCGCGCCUGGAACAUCGCACAAGACAAAUCCAAUGGCUAUGGAAAGCUUCCAGAAGAAUUCGUUUUUCACAAAUGUUGCAGAGACUGCAGAUGGCGAAUAUUUCUGGGAGGGACUCGAAAAAGAAAUUAAGGACCCUAAAGUUGAUAUCAUCAACUGGCUGGGACAGACGUGGCACAUUGGUGACCCUGGAAAAGCUGCUCAUCCUAACUCACGUUUCACAGCACCAGCUGGCCAAUGUCCUAUCAUUCACCCAGAUUGGGAAAAGCCAGAGGGCGUUCCAAUUUCUGCAAUUAUUUUUGGUGGUCGAAGACCUGAAGGUGUGCCGCUGGUAUUCGAAGCUUUUGACUGGAUACAUGGCAUUUUUAUCGGAGCUUGUGUCAAGUCCGAGGCUACAGCAGCUGCAGAGCACACUGGAAAACAAGUAAUGCAUGAUCCAAUGGCUAUGCGACCAUUUAUGGGUUAUAACUUUGGAAGGUAUAUGCGCCACUGGAUGAAACUUGGUCAGCCUCCACAUAAGGUACCAAAAAUCUUCCAUGUAAAUUGGUUUAGAGAAACUGACGACCACAAAUUUAUGUGGCCUGGAUAUGGCGAAAAUAUUCGGGUUUUAGAUUGGAUUCUUCGACGAUGUAGUGACGAUCUUGAAAUAUCUAAUAUUGCAAUUGAGACACCAAUUGGUUAUAUACCCAAGAAAGGAAGUAUCAAUUUGGAAGGAUUGCCGAAAAUCGAUUGGGCAAAACUGAUGUCGAUUCCAAAAUCUUACUGGAUGGAAGAUAUGGAAGAGACGAAACAUUUCUUUGAGAUGCAGGUUGGAAGUGAUUUACCUCCUGAAAUUGCAAAUGAACUCGAAAAGCAAACUCAGAGAAUUCAGGCUUGGCAAGAAUGA